AUGGGCAGGUAUCCCGUUUCUUUCCUAGCCUGGCACAGCUCCGAGGUUUCCCUGAUUUAUGAGGCCAUAUUUCUUCCGAUGAUCGAGAGAAACACUCGCCUCUCGACUGGGCAUGGAAGGCUCCCCACAACAGGCCAUCCAUUUCCCCUCUGGAUGACCGCUGCUGAAGAUAACUUGUCCUGA
This is a messenger RNA of Nezara viridula (southern green stink bug), 183 nucleotides long. The record is from the annotation of a GenBank genome assembly. NCBI's taxonomy places the organism in Eukaryota, Metazoa, Arthropoda, Insecta, Hemiptera, Pentatomidae.